Molecule: messenger RNA, 2061 nt
Organism: Galeopterus variegatus (Sunda flying lemur)
Lineage: Eukaryota; Metazoa; Chordata; Mammalia; Dermoptera; Cynocephalidae
Gene: ABHD15
Product: abhydrolase domain containing 15
Exons: 3
Coding region: 1-2046 (681 amino acids)
Molecular function (GO): monoacylglycerol lipase activity; short-chain carboxylesterase activity
Source: RefSeq, a predicted model, not a curated record
AUGGGUCCCAAACCUGGUGGCGACUGGAGGGUCUCAGGUCCCCGCCCUCCCCAGGCCCAGAACCCCGGGAGGCUGGAGCCGGCUCAGGGGCUGCUCUGUUGCCCACCUCCGCCCCCGCUCUCGUCGUUCGCCCUGCGGUGGCUCUCGCGCGCCCGGAGAGACACUGAGGGGAAGGAGCCACAGGCCUCGCCCCCGACAGAAAGCGCUGGCUGGGCCUCCCCUGCGGCGGGGCGCCGGUUCUGGUGCCCUCUUCAGGGUUUUGAGGAAAGACGGAAACGAGGGUGGAGGAUCGGGGCUGUUUCUUCUGGAGGAUUUCCUCCGUGUGAAGCCAGGCUCCCGGGGUGGGCGGGAGUCCGCGGGACAGCGCACGGAUGGAGGCGACGGAACGAGCAGCCUCCCGCCGCGAACCCGCCGUCGGGGUCCGGCGCCCGCCCUCGCCCUGCCCCUCGCCGGCCGGAUGCCGGACCCCCCCGGCCCUUUGUACAGCGAUUGCGACAAGCAGCCCCCGGCCCUUUGUACAGCGAUUGCGACAAGCAGCCCCCGGCCCUUUGUACAGCGAUUGCGACAAGCAGCCCCCGGCCCUUUGUACAGCGAUUGCGACAAGCAGCCCCCGGCCCUUUGUACAGCGAUUGCGACAAGCAGCCCCCGGCCCUUUGUACAGCGAUUGCGACAAGCAGCCCCCGGCCCUUUGUACAGCGAUUGCGACAAGCAGCCCCCGGCCCUUUGUACAGCGAUUGCGACAAGCAGCCCCCGGCCCUUUGUACAGCGAUUGCGACAAGCAGCCCCCGGCCCUUUGUACAGCGAUUGCGACAAGCAGCCCCCGGCCCUUUGUACAGCGAUUGCGACAAGCAGCCCCCGGCCCUUUGUACAGCGAUUGCGACAAGCAGCCCCCGGCCCUUUGUACAGCGAUUGCGACAAGCAGCCCCCGGCCCUUUGUACAGCGAUUGCGACAAGCAGCAGACCCUGUGCCACUUCGUCCUGCCCGUGGGCCCCGGGCCUGAGCUGGCCCGGGAGUACCUGCAGUUGGCGGACGAUGGGCUGGUGGCCCUGGACUGGGUCGUGGGACCUUGCGCCCGGGGCCGCCGGGUCACCAACGCCGGGGGCCUUCCGCCGGUGCUGCUGGUGAUCCCCAAUGCGUGGGGGCGCCUCACCCGCAACGUGCUCGGCCUCUGCCUGCUCGCCCUGGAGCGCGGCUACUACCCGGUCAUCUUCCACCGCCGCGGCCACCACGGCUGCCCACUGGUCAGCCCCCGGCUGCAGCCUUUUGGGGACCCUUCAGAUCUCAAGGAGGCGGUCACUUACAUCCGCUUCCGACACCCGGCGGCCCAGCUGUUCGCGGUGAGCGAGGGCUCGGGCUCGGCGCUCCUGCUGUCCUACCUGGGCGAAUGCGGCUCCUCCAGCUACGUGACGGGCGCCGCCUGCAUCUCGCCCGUCCUGCGCUGCCGCGAGUGGUUCGAGGCCGGCCUGCCCUGGCCCUACGAGCGGGGCUUUCUGCUCCACCAAAAGAUCGCCCUCAGCAGGUAUGCCACGGCCCUGGAAGACACAGUGGACACCAGCAAACUGUUCAGGAGCCGCUCCCUGCGAGAGUUUGAGGAGACGCUCUUCUGCCACACCAAGAGCUUCCCCAUCAGCUGGGAUACCUACUGGGACCGCAACGACCCCCUCCGGGAUGUGGACGAGGCAGCUGUGCCUGUGCUGUGUAUCUGCAGUGCUGAUGACCCCGUGUGUGGGCCCCCAGACCACACUUUGCCCACGGAGCUCUUUCACAGCAACCCCUACUUCUUCCUCCUGCUCAGUCGCCAUGGAGGCCACUGUGGCUUCCUGCGCCGGGAGCCCUUGCCAGCCUGGAGCCACGAGGUCAUUUUGGAGUCCUUCCGGGCCUUGACAGAGUUCUUCCGAACCGAAGAGAGGAUGAAAGGGCUGAGUAGGCGCCGAGCUUCGUUCCUAGGGGGCCGGCGUCGCUGGGGACCCCUGCAGAAGCGGGAGGUCUCUCCCUCCUCCAGUCUGGAGGAGAUCUUUAGCUGGAAGCGGUCAUAUACAAGGUGAGACCUGGCCUGAGGA